AUGGGAACUCAGGGAGGGACGGACUCUGAGCUUUCGCAUCAUUCGCCUGGAGGCUCGCUCAGCCCGGCCUCGUCUAGCUCCAGUACACAUGGCUCGACUUCAGGGAGGGCCAGCUCCUCCAACUCUGCGUCGAGCAGCUCAAGCUCGAGUUCGAGUUCACCAUCGGGAGAGCAUGGGAACUCGCCAACAUCGGAGGAAGGUAGUGAGUCUGGUAAUUCUGGAAAUGGGAGUCACAAUGGCGCUCAUGGUGGCUUUAAUGAAAUUGAAAAUGGCGCUCAUGGUGGGUUUAAUGAAAUUGAAAAUGGUCAACAGCAUCCCCGCAGAUCAAGUCGAGCAAACUUGGGAUGUCCCCCCCAUUCGUCUACUCGAUUAUGA
Messenger RNA from Linum trigynum, 375 nucleotides. The record is from the annotation of a GenBank genome assembly. Lineage: Eukaryota; Viridiplantae; Streptophyta; Magnoliopsida; Malpighiales; Linaceae.